GCCAUUUGCAUCUCAAGCGUUCGGUCCUUAGCAGAGACACGCGGAGACCGAUGCGGUUUUUCCUCGUGCAGAGCUCCGCGCAGCUCCUAUGAAUGUUCGACAGCGAUUGAAGGCUCCGAGAAAACUUUCGGCAUGCAUAGCAUCUUGCUUGCUCUUGAGCGGAUCAAUAGCAUUCACGAUUGCUCUUGGGUUCGUGCCCGCACACCGUGGGGCCGCACGGCCACACUACACACGAAGAUGUUCUGGUAGAGCCUUGGCAGAGGGCGAGGAAUUUCUAGACGAGGGCGAGGGUGAGAGAAUAUACACAGAUGUCAACCCUGCAGAUGUACAGGAAGAGGAGUACGCCUUCGAUGACUCAGUUUUUGCAGAGGACAAGCCUGAAGACAUCGGGCCUGUCCACUAUUAUGGGGUCACCGAUGCUGAUGGCGUAGCUAUAGUUCCACGACCUGCCGUUGACCUCGAUGCAUUCACUGAGUCUGAUCGAUUGUUUCCCGGAGAUGUGGUUGCAGCUCAGGUUCCAACCAACGGGAGUGCUGCUCGUUUGCUGGAUGGGCGAGGUUGGCUUGAACUGAGUCAACUGGGCAACGGCCUUGAAGAGGUUCAACCCUGGGCGGCCAGGAUCAUGAAAAAGCCUGGAAUUGCCAAAGCCGAUGCAGAAUCAUUGGGGUAUUUGUCUCUAGAUGAUUCCAAGCUCACACCUUUGGCUCAGCAUUUGCCGCUGCCAAAUCGUGUGCUUGCACAGCUUGACAAAAGAGGUGUCAAGAGGGCAUCUCCAAUACAAGAGGCUGUAUUUUCAGACAUCUACCGAGGCAAGAGCCUGUGUUUGCAAAGCCAAACUGGUACUGGAAAGACCUUGGCCAUGGUGCUCCCUUUGCUGACUGCCAUGUCUGAGGAAUCACAGUGGGGCAGCGAAGGGGACAAAAUUGUUGUCAUCACUUCUUGUCGGGAACUGGCUGUGCAACUCUUUUCGGAUAUUGACUCCAUGGGCUUUUUUCCAGCAGGCAAAGGGUAUGCAACCAUGGUGAUCGUUGGAAAUGUACCUCCAUCCGAAGCUGUACUGAAUGCCAAUGUCAUAAUAGGCACUCCAAAUGAACUGGGAGGAUUGUUGCACAAGGACAACCAGAUCGUGCAACAGAUGACCACCAAGCUCCGAGGAAUCCUCCUGGAUGAGGUGGAUGAAUACACCACAGCACCUCGGCUUUUUGCUUCCAAGUGGGCGAUUAAAAAGAAGAGAAGAAUCUACAAUGAAAAAAAGGCCGUCUUGUCGGGCCGGCUGGGUGAUUUCAAUACUGGAGUCAUCGAAUGGUUUUUGAAACGAUCUUUGGCCUAUUCUCGCCGGCGCGACCUGCAAGUUCUGGCCGCAUCCGCCACCAUGAACCGAGCAAUGGCACGGAAGGUCCACCGCUUGCUUCGAUGGGAUCCACUUGGUCGAUGGUAUCAGGAGCCACCACCUUUGAUGAGGCCCACGGCGAUGAUGAAAGCAGAUUGGCAGGCAGUCCCUUUCAUGCCAACAGUGCCCUUGGAUAUCCAGCACCGCUUUGUGCCGGUGGUAGAGGGCAAGAGCACUACUCACAUCGAUAUGAAGCAUUGGACACGAAAGCCAUUUGCAAAAGGAGGCCUCCCCAGAUUGAAGAUCAGAGGCAUUCGUCAACAGAGGGGUUGGGGACAGCGUCCAGUGGCCGUGGAGAAAGCACAAGCAAUGCUGGAUGGUUUGCAUGAUGCGUUGAGGUCACGUCCCAAAGGUUCCGGCUCCGCUUUGGUGAUGAUUUGCCGAAGCGUUGGUUUGACGGUUCGAAAUGCUCUCCAGAACUUGCACCGCUGGGGCUUUCACGAGGCCGAAGCCAUGCAUGAGGCACUCUGGACUGAUCCAACAGAUUGGCCGAGUAAGUGGGCCAUCAAGUACUCCUACAACCAGAAGGACAAUGCUGUUCAGAUCGCCCAGAGGCAUCAAGAGCUCAACCAGCGGACCAAGAAUGCACAACAUUUGCCCUUUCCCGUUGGAGGCAGCGCGUGGAAAGCGAUGGAAGCUCGAAAGAAGAAAGGCCAGUGCACGGCUCCAGUUCUCGUUUGCUUUGAAGGGCUAGGACGUGGGAUUCACUUUGAUGGUGUCGACACUGUCUACAUUUUGGGCUUGCCACAAAGGCCCAAGGCCUAUCUUCACUAUGCCGGGAGGGUAGGCCGCCUUGGCCAAAAGGCUGGGAAAGUCGUGUCCAUCCUCCCAAUGGGAGGUGAGAAAGUUCUCCGGGCGUGGGAGAGCAAGAUUGGUCCAGGAGUUCGGUUCGAGGAGGAACCAGUCCAGCGGAUUCGGAGCAAGCAGGUCUUCAAGAAGAGCUCUUACAGCCUGCCACUUGAAACCCAAAGAAGCUUGCAGAGGCAUAGGGAGGAGUUGAAGGAAGCUGAGAAAGAGCCCCUCUUGUUGCCCGAGCCUGUGGAUCCAUUCAAGUUACCUGGCAUGGAAGAAGACGAGGAACCAGAGCCCGAACCUGUCCAAAUUCCUGAGAAGAUGAGGGAAGCCAUGCGGAACCGAGGUUCCCGUUCCGAUCAGACCGUGAAGCGAAUCGCUCAAGAAAUGCAGCGAGCAACUUCACGAUGGCCAGGGCCAAGGAAGGUGAGCCGGUAUGUCCCCAGGCUCGAGAGAUGGAAACAAGAGAAGGCUGAAAAGGCCAAGGCCAAGGCCAAAUCAAAGUGAUUUGAUGGCAAGUCGCAGGCUGAAGCGCAUAGUUGUGUGGAUUUGCAGGUCCACAAAUCACAAAGUGCCGCAAGGUUUCACGGAGAAAAAGCCUUGCCGCAUGCAAUGCUGCUGCAAUUGUUUAGCGCUAUUGUUCGACGCUGUGAAUUGGUGUUGGACAUUGUUUUUGUUCAAGUUCUCACUCAAAUAAGA
Messenger RNA from Durusdinium trenchii, 2881 nucleotides. The record is from the annotation of a GenBank genome assembly. Lineage: Eukaryota; Dinophyceae; Suessiales; Symbiodiniaceae.